UCCUUUCCCCUGAUUGGUUGUUAGCUGUGAAGAAGAAGGUGGGAGUAAGUUGCAGAAGGGGGAGAAAGUGAACAUGGAUGACGGUUGAAAGACACAGAAGGGGCUUAUUUCUGUUUGAUGGAUUUUAGCAGAGGAUUUUCCUUAUCGGACUGAUGGAUGUUGGAUUUUCCAGAAGAUUGGUGUAAAGAGCUGAAGUACCCAAAGGAUCUUCCACAGAUUUCUAUUAUAUUUAUCUUUGUGAAUGAGGCAUUGUCGGUUAUUCUGCGUUCUGUUCACAGCGCAGUGAAUCAUACUCCUGCUCACCUCUUGAAAGAAAUCAUUCUUGUAGACGACAACAGUGACGAAGAGGAACUCAAGGCACCGCUGGAGGAGUAUGUCAGCAAGCGAUACCCUGACCUUGUGAAGGUGGUGCGCAACCGAAAAAGAGAAGGCCUGAUCCGAGCGCGCAUUGAAGGGUGGAAAGUUGCAUCUGGUCAGAUCACCGGCUUCUUCGAUGCACACGUGGAGUUCACCGCAGGCUGGGCUGAGCCUGUUCUCUCACGAAUCCAGGAAAACCGGAAAAGGGUCAUCCUUCCUUCCAUUGACAAUAUCAAGCAAGACACCUUUGAGGUUCAGCGCUAUGAAAAUUCAGCCCACGGAUACAGCUGGGAGCUCUGGUGCAUGUAUAUAAGCCCGCCCAAAGACUGGUGGGAUGCCGGAGACCCUUCCUUGCCAAUCAGGACUCCAGCUAUGAUAGGCUGUUCUUUUGUGGUGAACAGGAAGUUCUUUGGAGAAAUUGGCCUCCUUGAUCCUGGAAUGGAUGUUUAUGGUGGAGAAAAUAUAGAGCUUGGAAUCAAGGUGUGGCUCUGUGGUGGUAGCAUGGAGGUGCUUCCCUGCUCUCGAGUAGCCCAUAUUGAGCGUAAGAAGAAACCAUACAACAAUAACAUUGGCUUCUAUACAAAGAGAAAUGCCUUGCGGGUAGCGGAGGUAUGGAUGGAUGAUUACAAGUCUCAUGUGUACAUCGCAUGGAAUUUGCCUUUGGAGAAUCCAGGCAUUGAUAUUGGGGAUGUUUCAGAGCGGAAAGCACUGAGGAAAAAUCUGAGGUGUAAGAACUUUCAGUGGUACUUGGACCAUGUCUACCCAGAAAUGAGAAGAUACAAUAAUACCCUUGCAUAUGGGGAGCUGCGCAACAGCAAAGUGAAAGACGUCUGCCUAGAUCAAGGACCACAGGAAAACCACACCGCAAUUCUGUAUCCUUGCCAUGGCUGGGGACCACAGCUCACGCGUUACACUAAAGAAGGGUUUCUUCAUUUGGGUGCUCUGGGAACCACAAGGCUCUUGCCGGAUACUCGCUGCUUGGUGGAUAACAUGAAAAGCAAAUCCCCUCAGCUCCUUGACUGUGACAAAGUUAAAAACAGCCUCCAAAAGCGCUGGAAUUUUGUGCAGCACGGUGCAAUCCUAAACAAGGGAACAGGACGCUGUUUGGAAGUUGAGAAUAGGGGCCUGACGGGUGUGGAUCUUAUUCUUCGGAGCUGUACCGGGCAAAAAUGGACAAUUAAAAAUGUUAUCAAGUAGGACCCUCCUUCUCGUUUUGCUCUCUAUGGAAUAGAAAGCCUCAUCAUGUUUCCUAAUAUCAGGGAAGACUCGCUAAGAAGGCAAUAGGUCAUUGCGUUGAAAUGAUUCUUUGGUAAUAGGAGGGGAAUGCCUGCAGGGAACCAAGUCACCAUCUGCUGUUGCUAUCAAGCUCCAUAUGUGAGGCAUUUCUGAAGAAUUUAAGAUACGCUGGCCAACGUUUCUGAAAGAGACAAUCCUUUUCCAAAAUAUGGGAUUAAUUUAAUUUUUUUUUAAUUCUUUAAAAGAAAUCUGGAACACAAAACUGAGGUAUCAGUUACAGAGCACAACUCUCUCUCCUGCAGGGAUAACGAUGAAUUCUUGUCUACUCACUUUCCAUCGAACGGGGGCCCUGGUAAAACCUGGACCAAGAAGGUUUCCGUGUUGCACAGCCAUGACACUUGCUGUGUAAAAACUCAGUGUGGGAAGUCAUCAAAAUGAGUUCUGGGUUUCUGGACUUGAAGCCGGUCAUAAAUUCCUUAAAUGUGAACUAUUUCUGUGCAACAAGGGAAAGACUUUCCUUGGAAACCUGCCCUAGGCUUUUGAUACUUGAGAAUAUUCUGGUUGUGGGGGGAAAACCCAAGUGAACUGAAGGGGAAGAUGCAUGCAUGCUUCCGUCUAAGUAAUAAAUGCACUUCAAGAGUAGGGCAAAACAGGUAGCAAAUACCUGCUCAGCCAUGAACUCACUGGGAAAGUGAGGCAAUAAUAUGACCCCUUCUCAAAAUGUUUCACAUGUUUGAAAACCAUUAAAAGGUUGCUGCAGGUCGGAAGCGGCUUGAUGGUGCACGAUGCACACAGGUGUGGGUUGGAAAAAAGACUAUUUUAAAACACAACAAGAAGCAACGAUGGGCAUUGCUUUAAAAUGUUUCAGAUAUGGGCUUAAAAGAUGUUUCGUGUACAAACACUACAUGGGAAAGUAUACAUUUUAGGGAUCAAAUCAGCGGAUGACACAAUACCUUCUGGAAGAUGGUUCUGUUUUGGAUUUGGUCUUGGGCGUUGUUGGCCCAAUUCUGCUUCCUAGCAAAAUGUUGAGGGGAAACUGCUGGUGGGGACACUGAAGUGUCUUUCAAUUACAAUGUGUAGGGUUUUGCUUGAAUUGAACAACCCGGUCUAUUUUUUUAGUUCACUUUUUUACAUUUUUUCUGCUACAGGAAACAAUUUUAUGAAAGUGUGUUUAAUGUUUUAUGGAUGAAGUCGAUUGGGUAUUGCACCAAAGAAUCAUGUAUAUGAGUCCUUUUAUUUUAUUUUUUUAUUGUAAGAAGAAUUAACAGAGCAGAAUCUUUGCACUCGGUAAACCUAAAAUGUAAGGAAUACCAAAAUGCAAUGUGUGCCCAUUUGAAAGCAGUCUUUAAAAGUAGUUGCUGAGUAGAACCUAUGGCCCUUUAGCUCUUGUUCACAGGUAAACAUUUCAAUCAGAUUCAACAUUAAUUAACAUGCAUGGUGGACUUUGAAAAGACCAAAGGGUUCCUACCUCUUUUGGGCACACUUCUGUAAAUUUUCUGGGAUUCCCUUGGUAUUUAAAGUUGGAACUGUUGCAGAAAAGUCAGUGAAGAAAUAAGACCUUUGGUCCUUUUAAAAUAAGUAUUUUGGUUUUGGCUGAUAGCGCUGGAGGGAGAUCAGGGCUUUGGCUUCUGCUCGUUUAAUUAUACACAUUAUUUGACAGAGGAGCUUUGUGCUCUUUUUUGACUACCUGAACACAUGUUAUCUUUCCAGCAUUGCUUUCCUGUGAUACUUCAACUUCCUUUUGAUGAUUUGUUGCAAAUUCGCUGUGUUUCUUAAUUUACAGGAUAGUCCCACUGCCAUUUCCAAAUGUAAAUGCCCCACGGUGGUGUGAUAGAUUCGGACUGGAGAGAAUUGGGUUUGAAUCCCCUCUGGUUUAGCACUGCAACUCACUAGGAGGGAUAAAGCUUCCUCAUAAUACCUCUUUUAAUACCCUGUUUCCCCAAAAAUAAGACCUAACCUGAAAAUUAAGCCCUAGUAUGAUUUUUCAGCAUGCUCGU
Pogona vitticeps (central bearded dragon) is the source of this 3590-nucleotide messenger RNA. The record is from RefSeq and is a predicted model, not a curated record. Lineage: Eukaryota; Metazoa; Chordata; Lepidosauria; Squamata; Agamidae.